UGCACCAGGUGGCGGAGCGGGUGGAGGCCCUGGGGCAGUUUGUCAUGAAGACCAGAAGGACCCUCAAAGGCCACGGCAACAAAGUCCUGUGCAUGGACUGGUGCAAGGACAAGAGGAGGAUCGUGAGCUCGUCACAGGACGGGAAGGUGAUCGUGUGGGAUUCCUUCACGACUAACAAGGAGCACGCGGUCACGAUGCCCUGCACCUGGGUGAUGGCCUGUGCGUACGCCCCGUCGGGAUGUGCCAUCGCCUGUGGUGGUCUGGAUAAUAAGUGUUCUGUGUAUCCACUGACGUUUGACAAAAACGAGAACAUGGCUGCCAAAAAGAAGUCUGUCGCUAUGCACACCAACUACCUGUCGGCCUGCAGCUUCACCAACUCCGACAUGCAGAUCCUGACAGCAAGUGGCGACGGCACGUGUGCCCUGUGGGACGUGGAGAGCGGGCAGCUGCUGCAGAGCUUCCAUGGGCAUGGGGCCGACGUCCUCUGCCUGGACCUGGCUCCUUCUGAAACCGGAAACACCUUCGUGUCUGGGGGAUGUGACAAGAAAGCCAUGGUGUGGGACAUGCGCUCCGGCCAGUGCGUGCAGGCCUUUGAAACGCACGAAUCCGACAUCAACAGUGUCCGAUACUACCCGAGUGGAGAUGCCUUUGCUUCAGGGUCAGAUGAUGCUACGUGUCGCCUCUACGAUCUCCGAGCAGACAGGGAGGUGGCCAUCUAUUCCAAAGAGAGUAUCAUUUUUGGAGCAUCCAGCGUGGACUUCUCCCUCAGUGGUCGCCUGCUGUUCGCUGGCUACAACGACUACACUAUCAACGUCUGGGAUGUUCUUAAGGGGUCCCGAGUCUCCAUCCUGUUUGGACACGAAAACCGCGUUAGUACUCUACGCGUCUCCCCUGAUGGGACGGCUUUCUGCUCAGGAUCAUGGGAUCACACCCUGAGAGUCUGGGCUUAAUCGUCUUUCCACAAUGCACGUGUCCAUGAUAGGAUUUGAAAUCUUCACGUUAAGUGUGUGUCACUUUUAGAGGCGUGCAGGCUUCACCACAGUUUAGCAUCAGGAAGCAACUCCAUGCUCAGAGCCCUUGGAGCGGCUCCCACGUGACCGGCGUAACUGCCGCCCCCAGAGUAGACCAGCGCGAGCCCUCCACACUGUGAGAACACCUUCGAGUACCAUCGUCCCUCCCUGCAAUGCUUUCUAAAGUUCAUUUGUUCUUCAGUCUAUUCCAAAUGAAUCUAGUCUAGACUUGUUCUGUUACCAGUAGAAUGCAGCGUUUAGUGUAUUCUGUAUUAUCCGCAGGUUUGUUUUCAGAGCACUCUAGCAUCUGAUUUUUCUCGGUGGGCACCAUGAGUUUUGGAACCUUCCUUAGAAGUGCUGGUUUUAUGGCCUACAGGAGAAGGACUCCGUUCAUGGAUUUGGACUAGAAGAAAAUUCCAAGUGUCGUUAGACAAAAUCACUUUUUUGUGAGACCAGCAGUUGGCGUAAUGGCUAAGUCAUUGGACUCCCAUGUAGUCGACUGCGGUUUGAGUCCCGGACCCGGUGGCUUAAACUCACGCCGGG
This is a messenger RNA of Tupaia belangeri chinensis (Chinese tree shrew), 1553 nucleotides long. It is a transcript of the gene GNB5, whose product is annotated as G protein subunit beta 5. The record is from RefSeq and is a predicted model, not a curated record. Gene Ontology annotation, biological process: signal transduction. Gene Ontology annotation, molecular function: protein binding. Lineage: Eukaryota; Metazoa; Chordata; Mammalia; Scandentia; Tupaiidae.